GCUAUUUGGAUCCUGCGUACCUGCAUAUAAUACGCCCUGCUCGAAUCCUACUCUCAUCCCACAUUCUACGUCACAUAAUGAAGGACCUUACUGCUCUCUCGGGCUCUUCCAACCGGAAUCAACUCAAGCCUUUACGUCAGCCCUCGUCCAUAAUCUGCGUUAACACACACUUCUCCGCUCGGGAUAUGCUGCUUGCCGCGGGCCCCGACUUGGAAGCUAAUCCCGUUAAAGCCAACCUAAUCCUAUCCGAUGCGGUCGAACGUCAGGUAAUAGAAGGCUAUGGCGAAGAAAUCCCGUCUUCGUUGGAAAGGCGGCGGUGGUGGGAUGCCUACAUACGAAAUAUGGGGAAGACUGAAUCGUUAAUGGAACCGUCAAAUCGAGGAGCCGACGGUAGACCACUACUACGAGAUGCCGUUUACAUUUCCGUAUGGACGCUAGAUCAAAACUCUCGAACACUUGAUUUUCUUAUUGCUUGUACCGGUCGCAAGCCGGUCUUUGUAUUCACAAACCAUCCUUCGGACGCUCUCUCGCCUGCCUUUCUCGAACGGCGUCUUGUUCCCCUCGCCGAGCGAAUGAAGCAAGUGAUUGCGGAGCACCGUGUCUUCUCGAUUGUGGGGUUGGAACCUGUUACGGCAUAUCUAGCAUCGGUUUGGGAAACCCUUACCGGUCACUAUAUUCUACGACCUGCUUAUUACGAAGCCACACACACGUUCUGCACCCGCCAAACCCUCGCUCGCCCCAGGCAGCCAUUUGCUGGCGAAUGUCGGAUGGGUCUUGCCACAGAGGCACAUAUCACCCAAGCUGGCAGGCUCUGUAGCGUAUUCACUGAUUCCGCGCACGACGAUCCAUACAAACUCUCUGUUAAACAGGGUAUCCAGGAAGCUUCGUAUCUUAUCGGACGGAAGGAGCUGUAUGUUUGUGAAGCACCACUUCCGGGCACCGGUGCGUACGAAGUCGUGUGCAUCAUCGCGGUUACCCGGAAGUCCAGCAAAGUCGCCGCGGUGUCCAAGGUGUUCACUCAUAUGAACCAUCGAAGGAAGGGUUACGCCAAACAUCUUCUCACCUUCGUGUGCCAUGACGUACUGCGGACGAAGGAAGUCGUAGUCCUGUUUGUUGGUCAUGACCUCAAGACAGCCGCCCAUGUGUACGGUCGAGUAGGGUUUGUCGGCGUCGGGGAUCGGCCACUCAGCGAACGCGCAUUUGUGGAGAACUGGUUGGAGCUGGGCUUCGACAAUGUGGAUAUAGGUCACUGGUGAAGAAGUGCAAGGUACCCAAAAGAAUCUCUGAUGUAAGCAUAAUGGACAGGGGUAUACCCUAGCUUAUGUUGUUGGCCGUCCCUCCUGCUGUAACCUAAUGGGGACUACUAUUUACCGAAUCAUGUAUACCCCUACCCUCUCAGAAUCAAUAAUUUA
Messenger RNA from Dacryopinax primogenitus, 1412 nucleotides. RefSeq lists its product as uncharacterized. NCBI's taxonomy places the organism in Eukaryota, Fungi, Basidiomycota, Dacrymycetes, Dacrymycetales, Dacrymycetaceae. Bases 78 to 1256 code for a protein of 392 amino acids. Gene Ontology annotation, molecular function: acyltransferase activity, transferring groups other than amino-acyl groups. The record is from RefSeq and is a predicted model, not a curated record. The transcript has 3 exons.